Molecule: messenger RNA, 323 nt
Organism: Symbiodinium sp. CCMP2456
Lineage: Eukaryota; Dinophyceae; Suessiales; Symbiodiniaceae
Source: the annotation of a GenBank genome assembly
AUGCCGCAGUACGGCUUGGUUGGCGAUUCGAGCCUAUAUUGCAAGAACGGCAAGAAGGUGAGGCGGAUUGGGUCCCAAUUGCAACAACAGUUGGGAACCAAUGACCUUUGGUACCACGCCGUCGCCAAUGCGGGCGUGCACGAAAUCCUCCAGAUGUUGAAGGAUACCCGCUUGACCUUCGGUACGCUGGGCAUAAGUUACUUCGGCAACGACGUCACGGAAGGGAGAAUCCGCCCGGAGGUUAAAGCUGCCUGGCAAGAGCUGCUGGAGUUGGUGGAGGACAAGGCUGACAGGGUGGUGUUCGUGGUGGGGGGCAGCUCCUG